Molecule: messenger RNA, 3024 nt
Organism: Didymella exigua CBS 183.55
Lineage: Eukaryota; Fungi; Ascomycota; Dothideomycetes; Pleosporales; Didymellaceae
Exons: 3
Coding region: 383-2761 (792 amino acids)
Biological process (GO): mRNA cis splicing, via spliceosome
Cellular component (GO): U2-type prespliceosome; U1 snRNP
Molecular function (GO): RNA binding; protein binding
Source: RefSeq, a predicted model, not a curated record
GCAGCACCUGUCUUUGCUUCACAAACGGCAGGAUCGAAGUGCCCGCAUCUUCGACAGUGCCGUCCCACGAGUUGAACGCCUCCUCCAUGUCCACAUUCGAGGCCGCUGGUGCGAUGGCCUCCAAGACGGAGCUGUCGGCAAAGUCGACGCUGGCGCGAGGUUCCUCUUCCGAGCCCAUGUUACUUCUCGACGCUCGUCGGACGAGGGGCGGCAGCGUGAGGGCGGACUCACGUGCGGUGCGGCUGGUCAAGGUCGAGCUAGCCGCCCCAUGCAGGGAUCAUCUGGCCCGUGCGCGGUUCACGGCGGCCGUUGCCAAAACUUGCAUGUCGCGAGGCUGCGUUGGUGCAUUGCGACUCGACGCCCACGCUAACCACUCGUCGCGAUGAACAGCUAUCCGCCCCCCGUGGGCAUGGCGCCGCCUGCAUGGCGGGCUGUCAAGACGGCCGACGGCAAGGAAUACUACCACAACGCCGCGACGAAUGCGACGACGUGGGAGAAGCCGGACGAGCUCAAGGACGAGGUCGAGCGCGCGAUCGAGGGCUCGGGCUGGGCGCGGCAGACGUCGCCCGAGGGCAAGACGUACUACUACCACAAGGAGUCGCGCCAGACGACGUGGAAUGUCCCCGACGACGUCCGCAAGAAGAUGGAACAGGCCCAGGCGAAUAUGCCCCCGCAGCGCCCGCCCGCCGGCCCUGCCGCAUGGGCUGCGGGCCCCGCGCAGCUGCCGGCGGCCAGCGACUUCCGACGGCCCGAGCGCGACGAGUACCGCCCCGAGCGCGACGAGUACCGCGGCGACCGGCCCGAGCGCGGCGACCGCCGCGAGCGCGACGCGGGCUUCGGCGGCGACCGGCCGCGCGUCGAGUUCGCGACGGGCAGCGAGCUCCAGUUCUCCAGCGCGCAGGAAGCCGAGGCGGCCUUUGCAAAGGUGCUCCGGCAGAUGAAGGUCCAGCCCGACUGGACGUGGGCGCAGGCCGUGCGUGUCGGCGUCAGGGACCCCAACUGGCGCGCCAUCGCCGAGCCGGAGAAGCGCGAGGAGGCCUUUAAGCGAUACUGCGAGGACCUGCGCGCCCAGGAGAAGCACCGCGAGCAGGACCGCCGCGCCAAGCUGCGCGCAGACUUCACGGCCAUGCUCCGCUCGCACCCGGAAAUCAAGUACUACACCCGCUGGCGGACCGCGCUGCCGAUUGUCGAGGGCGAGACGGUCUUCCGCUCCGCCAAGGACGACGCCGAGCGUCGGCAGCUGUUCGACGAGUACAUUGUCGCGCUGAAGAAGGCCCACGAGGCCGACGAGGCGGCGAGCCGGACGGCGGCGCUCGACGACGUGCUCGACGUGCUGCGGGCGCUCGACCUCGAGCCCUUUACGCGCUGGCAGACGGCCGAGGCCAAGCUGGAGCAGAGCGACGACUUCACCGGCGGCAAGUUCCGCUCGCUGACCCGCAUGGACGUCCUCAACCAGUUCGAGAAGCACAUCCGCCAGCUCCAGCGCGACCACAACGACCGCGUCCAGGCCGAGCGCCGCGUCAAGCACCGCAUCGAGCGCAGGAACCGCGACGGCUUCACGAAGCUCCUGAACGAGCUCAGGGCCAGCGGCAGGCUCAGAUACGGCACAAAGUGGAAGGACGUCCACCCUCUCAUCGAGAGCGACCCGCGCUACACUGCCAUGCUUGGCCAGAGCGGCUCGUCGCCCGUCGACCUGUUCUGGGACGCUCUCGAGGAGGAGACGGGCAAGUUCCGCACGCUGCGGCGCUACGCCCUCGACGUGCUGGAGCACCAGCGCUUCGAAGUCACCACGGCGACCCCGGUCGAAGACUUUCUGGGUGUCAUGCGCAAAGACGCCCGCACCUCUAGCAUUGACGAGCAGUCGAUGCACGACAUCUACGCGUACAUUCUCGAAAAGGUCAAGAAGCGCGAGGACGACGAGCGCAAGAUGGAGGAGUCGGACGAGCGCCACGCAAUCGACCGUCUCCGCUCUGUCAUCAAGCGCCUCGAACCUCCUGUCGACGUUGGAGAUUUGUGGGAAGCGGUCCGUCCCCGUGUUGAGAAGACAGACGAGUACCGCGCGCUGAAGUCGGAUGCUCUCCGCGAGAGCGCAUUCGACAAACACAUGCAGCGCCUAAAGGACAAGGAGAACGAGCGCCGCGACCGCAGGCGUGACGACCGCCCGCGGAGCAGAGACCGACGCGACCGCGGCGACCGCGGCGACCGCGGCGACCGAGACCGUGAGUACCGCAACGGAGACUCUCACCGCCGUGAUGGCCAUCGCACGCGCACCCGCUCACCCGAACACGACCCGUACGCCGCCGAGCGCAGGCGCGCACAGCAGGACCGCGAAGCGAGAUACAGGGACACGGAGCGCACAGGUCUCUCGCCCCCGCGCCGCGCCCGCGACUUCCGCGACGACGAGCGCUACGAACGCCGCCGCAGCCCCGCAGGAGACCACUACAGCCGCGAGCGCCGGGACCGCGAAGUCGAGCGCGAGCGAACCUACCGCGCCGACCCGCUCAGCCGCGCCGAUCCGCGCGAGGGCAGCGUGAGCCUCGACUACGGCGACGGCACGGGACGCGCAGCGAGCUCCAGGCGCAGGCGCGAGAGCGACGCGAGCACCACCCGCCGCGACGUCAAGCGCCCCCGCUACUCCCCGCGCCCCGACCCGCGCCCCGACCCGCGGCCCAAGUCCAAGACGCCCGUCCCCGAGCCCGUCAAGGAAGACGACCGCGCGCUCCGGUCCGGCAGCGAGGAGGGCGAGAUUGAGGAGGAUUAGGUGUAGUGUUUGGUGGGAGACGCGCUUUGCUGAGCGACGCCAUCGCUGCCGGACCCGCUAUGAAAUACAUGUCACCAUCAAUGUAGACGCUAGCUUUGGCCAUCAAUGUAGACGCUAGCUUUGGCCAUCAAUGCAGACGCUAGCUUUCGCCAUCAAUGCAGACGCUAGCUUUGGCCAUCAAUGCAGACGCUAGCUUUGGCCAUCAAUGUAGACGCUAGCUUUGGCCAUCAAUGCAGACGCUAGCUUUCGCCAUCAAUGUAGAC